Messenger RNA from Euleptes europaea (tarantolino), 717 nucleotides. RefSeq names its product ribulose-5-phosphate-3-epimerase (gene RPE). Gene Ontology annotation, molecular function: D-ribulose-phosphate 3-epimerase activity; metal ion binding. Gene Ontology annotation, cellular component: cytosol. The record is from RefSeq and is a predicted model, not a curated record. The transcript is spliced from 6 exons. The coding region runs from base 3 to 689 and encodes 228 amino acids. Gene Ontology annotation, biological process: carbohydrate metabolic process; pentose-phosphate shunt; pentose-phosphate shunt, non-oxidative branch. NCBI's taxonomy places the organism in Eukaryota, Metazoa, Chordata, Lepidosauria, Squamata, Sphaerodactylidae.
UCAUGGCCUCCGGGUGCCGGGUAGGCCCGUCCAUCCUCAACAGCGACUUGGCGGCGCUGGGCGCGGAGUGCUGCCGCAUGCUGGACUGCGGGGCCGACUACCUCCACCUGGAUGUAAUGGACGGGCAUUUUGUGCCAAACAUCACGUUUGGCCAUCCGGUGGUAGAGAGCCUUCGGAAGCAGCUGGGGCAGGAACCCUUUUUUGAUAUGCACAUGAUGGUUGCCAAGCCAGAACAGUGGGUGAAACCCAUGGCUGUGUCAGGUGCAAACCAGUACACCUUUCACAUAGAAGCUACGGAAAAUCCAGGCGCACUUAUCAAAGAUAUCAGAGAAAACGGAAUGAAGGUUGGUUUGGCUAUCAAACCAGGAACGACAGUAGAAUAUUUAGCGCCGUGGGCCAACCAGAUAGACAUGGCUUUAGUUAUGACAGUGGAACCUGGCUUUGGGGGACAGAAGUUCAUGGAAGAUAUGAUGCCAAAGGUUAACUGGCUGAGAACGCAGUUCCCUUCCCUGGAUAUUGAAGUGGAUGGCGGAGUUGGGCCGGACACCAUUCAUAAAUGUGCAGAGGCGGGGGCCAAUAUGAUUGUGUCCGGCAGUGCCAUAAUGAAGAGCGAUGACCCCAGAGCUGUCAUUAACCUCCUUAGGAACGUCUGUUGUGAAGCCGCACAGAAGCGUUCCCUUGACCGGUGAAACCGGCUUUCCACCACCGUGACCGAAU